Messenger RNA from Gymnodraco acuticeps, 1245 nucleotides. It is a transcript of the gene ccndbp1, whose product is annotated as cyclin D-type binding-protein 1. The coding region runs from base 51 to 1139 and encodes 362 amino acids. Gene Ontology annotation, biological process: regulation of cell cycle. Lineage: Eukaryota; Metazoa; Chordata; Actinopteri; Perciformes; Bathydraconidae. Gene Ontology annotation, cellular component: nucleus. The transcript is spliced from 11 exons. The record is from RefSeq and is a predicted model, not a curated record.
CAACACGCACUAACGCUACUACUUUAACGCUGUUAAAAAAAAUUGAUGACAUGAGUGCUGAUAAUUCAGUUGGAAAUGUGUUUGUGCCUUUACGAAAUCUACUGAACUCCAUCCAGUGUGUGAGAGACCGAGUCAGAGAUGGAGAAUCCAAUGAGUCCGGUGGAGCGUUUGACCUCUCCAACUUCUGGGACACUCUGAACCAGGCGGUGAAGGCGGUGUCGCAGGAAGCCACUAAACUCAGCGUGGCAUUCUCCAAACCCCCGCUGCCUUCACAACAGGAUGGAGAGAAGUUGUCAGAGUGGAUCCUGAAGAGCGUCCUCUCUCUGUCCACUGUGUAUUACUGGCUGCCCAAGAGCCAAGGUGUGAGUCUGCGACGACAGGUGAGAGACGCCACAGUGGAUGUGUUGGAGGGAGUCACACAGCUGGUGGAGGUCAUACUGAGCUCCCCACUACAGAGUCUGUCUCAUGAACAGUUAACUUCAACCGGAGGCGUCUGGUCUGCCUGCGACAGCUUAACCCAGCUGCCCCGAGACAAUAAGGCAGCUCUGUUGGUGGUUCUGUCCGCUCAGAUUGGAGUUGUUAAAGAUGCCAUAGAGGAAAUAGAACAGGCGUUAUCGGAGGUUCAGGACCCCUUCAGUGACGUCCUGGACGAUGACCAGGAGCCUCGAGGUAACCAGGACACCUAUUGGCCGGAGAAGGACCGCCUUGUGAUUGGUCCGUGUCAGGGCCUCAUGAAGGCGUCCGCGGUGUGCCUGAGGAACCUGACGUCUGCCGUCAAAACCCACGGGGACGUCUCCACGCCUCAAAACGUGGCUCAGCUCGAUGACCUGGCCGAUAUCACCAAGGAACUCAGUCCUGGUGUCGCUGAUCUGGCUCUCUGUCUCUAUCCACCCAUGGACUAUAGCGGAGUAGAGGACAAUGUUUCUAAAUUGGGAGCACUGUUAAAGAAAGUUCUUGAGAUCAUCAGGUGCAGUCAUGUAUGCGGGGAAUCUCAGCUGACAUGGGUUCAGUUCUUAGAUGGAGCUGUUGAUCACAACCUGCAAAAAACUAAAGACCUCCUUCAGCACGACAGCUACAUUUUGUGUGUGUGUGUGUGUGUGUGUGUGUGUGUGUGUUUUUUUUUGAGUGAAUGGCUAUAGUUUUGUGUGUGAGGAAAUAUAAGAGGUAUGGAUUUCUAAACAUGUGUGUAAGACAUGUGUACAACAAAUAAGAAUUAAAAGGGAGGAGUUGUCUCCUUACAUUAAC